AUGGAGCCAGGCAGCUGCUCCCAGCAGCACCUCGUCCUCUCCACUGCGUGUCAGCACAUCAGCCAGGUUUGGAUUUUCCCAGGUGAACCUGCUAUCCUGUUCCAGCUGUUUUCUUCAAACUGGUUUACAGGAAUUUUGAGAAGCCUAAAACUCAACUCCUUUUCCAGCCAAUAUCCUGGAGCCGGGGACUGGAUCUCAGGAACGUCACUUCUUCCAGGAUGGCGAGAUGGUUUGCUUCACCAAUAUGGCUGCACCUGCAGCUUGGUUCUAAUGCCCACCCUGACCAAGCACAUUCUGUGUAAUAUGGAAUCUAUAAUUAAAAGUCUGGAUAUACAAAGGGAUGUAGUAAAGGGCAAUAAAAGGGAAGGGAAGAAAGCACAUUCACUUUGA
Molecule: messenger RNA, 390 nt
Organism: Rangifer tarandus platyrhynchus (Svalbard reindeer)
Lineage: Eukaryota; Metazoa; Chordata; Mammalia; Artiodactyla; Cervidae
Source: the annotation of a GenBank genome assembly